This is a messenger RNA of Punica granatum (pomegranate), 601 nucleotides long. Lineage: Eukaryota; Viridiplantae; Streptophyta; Magnoliopsida; Myrtales; Lythraceae. The record is from RefSeq and is a predicted model, not a curated record.
AUUCCCUAUUUUCAUGGGCAACCUCUCAAUUCUUUGGAGACCCUCCCCUUAUAAGAGACAUUUGCUUAUGCCUUUGCGAAUCUCGAGAACUCAAGCCCUACCCAAACACAAGGAAAACGAAAAUGGCCGAUGAUCCGCAAGAAGUGGCUGAGCGCGAGCGCAUCUUCAAGCGCUUCGACGCGAAUGGGGAUGGGAAGAUCUCCUCUGCGGAGCUCGGUGAUGCUCUCAAGACUCUGGGCUCGGUCACAGCUGAAGAGGUUCAGCGCAUGAUGGCCGAGAUUGAUACUGAUGGCGAUGGGUUCAUCUCGCAUGAGGAGUUCACCGAUUUCGCUCGUGCGAACCGUGGAUUAAUGAAGGAUGUGGCCAAGAUAUUUUAGCUUGCAUCUACAGUCAUAAAUCUAUGAUCUUGAUGAUUUGUUUUCUACCCCUAUAUAGGCCUUACUUCACUUAAACUGUAGCUUCUCGUUUUCGUUUGCCCCUCCAUUUUUGUGCUGUACAAGGUAUGGAAAAUUUGUACUACCGAUGAAAUGAAAAGCGUUUCAUGACACGAUGUGAUUUUACAUUCUAUCGGAUAUCGCAGACUCGUAUGAUGAACAAUAAA